AUGAAACAGUCUCUCUUGUAAGAAUAACAAUCAACAGCACGCGCUGUCUAUCCUGGAUAAUAUUAGGAGCAAGACUUACCCGACAAUUAAUGAAAAGCAAUACAGUAUGGCUUCAGCGUCCAGCACAAGCGCGCGUAGCUUGUUCAUCGAGUCGAAGAUGAGAUUGGCGGACAGGGUGCAAGUUAACGUCAAUAACAUUGCCUCGCUCGCCAGGCAGAUACAACGGGGUUCCAGAAGUAGCGAGAUCUUAACGCAUGCGGCGAGGAACUUUGCGCAACAGGAGCACGGACUGGAAACAAUAGAAUCCAGUUUGAAGAAGCUCGCGCUCAUCGCCACUCAUUUGGAGUAUCAAAUGGACGCGAUCGACAAAAGUUCGGCGAUGCUGGAGCAAGUUACCGAACAAGUACGAUCUAUGCAACGAUAACGCAGUAUUAAUACAUACGUAUUUAUCUUGCGUGUGUACAAGAGCUCUCUACAAUGAAUAUCUGCAGAUGUGUUUGUAAACUACGUAUGUGGUAUGAAUGUUGUAUUUCGCAGGAUUGGCUGCGUUCAGCAGAAAAAGCUGCUUCGCAACUGUUGCAAAAUUCUUGAAUCUGAUUGGCGUAUUCUCUUAAAGCUUGAGUGAAUUUAAGAGCAUACGCCAAUCAGAUGCAU
Messenger RNA from Vollenhovia emeryi, 654 nucleotides. It is a transcript of the gene BORCS7, whose product is annotated as UPF0693 protein C10orf32 homolog. NCBI's taxonomy places the organism in Eukaryota, Metazoa, Arthropoda, Insecta, Hymenoptera, Formicidae. The record is from RefSeq and is a predicted model, not a curated record. The coding region runs from base 107 to 424 and encodes 105 amino acids. The transcript is spliced from 2 exons. Gene Ontology annotation, cellular component: BORC complex.